Salmo salar (Atlantic salmon) is the source of this 2203-nucleotide messenger RNA. Lineage: Eukaryota; Metazoa; Chordata; Actinopteri; Salmoniformes; Salmonidae. The record is from RefSeq and is a predicted model, not a curated record.
CUGAAGAAAGAGGAGACAACCAAUUUACUACUUACAGCGUCAGCGCGCCUCUGGAAAGUCAGCUUGUCAGUUACAGCAGCGCGUCCCCUGAACGAUAACGAAGAGGUAACUUUAGGUGAGAAGCCUGACCACGGAGACCGGGGUGAGAAGGUGAUGAAGCGUACUUCAUGAGCUGUAACCGAAAAACUACUGGCUUUUGGAAAGUUUGAGUCUACCCAAGGAGAGCACCACACGACUCUGAAGAUCGGUCCCAUCUCCUCUCAAUCCCUCAUUCAUUGGUCACCAGAACACACAAGGCAGCCGUUGCUGAGAAAAUGCAGUGUCAGAGAGAGAAGAUAUUCAUAUUGAUCCUCUUUGCUGCGCUCUCUCACAGGGUGACUCAGGCAAAGGUAAUGGACAUGGUUCCUAAUGCCGUGGAUGACCAGUACACUCACUGUCGGGUGCAGAUGCUGAAGAAGGUUGUGGAAGGGGGUCUGCUGGAAGAAGAACUGAAAGGCAGUAUAGAGUAUAGUUCUGCCUGGGGGGCAAAGCAGUGUACGAAGUUAAUCCCGGGAGGCGUCAAGCAACACACGGCUGCAUUGGUGGCUUAUGGACAUGGGGGAAACGUGUUCAGAAAGAUUUUCAACAAUGCAGUGGAGACUCAGGGUGGGAAUGUCAAUGUCUAUAACAGAGAGUUCCGGUUCAAAUCCCUCCACUUCCUUCUAAUGGAUGCCAUGAGGCUUUUGAAGACAGAGAAGUGCCAAACUGUGUUUCGUGGCACAAACCAAGAGUAUGAGGCAGAAGUAGGGUCAGAAGUGCGGUUUGGGAGGUUUACCUCAACCAGGGCCAAACGUUCCAACUCGGAGGAAGAUGUUUCAGACAAUGGGAUCCUUUUCAACAUCACUUCCUGCACUGUAGUCAACAUGGAUGAGUACAGUUGCUUCUCAGAAAGCAUUGAUCAGCUGAUAUCCCCAGCAGAGGUGUUUAGGGUGGCUGAGGUAAAGAAUGUAAGAAAUACAGAUCACAAGCACAGAGAGAUCGUUUUGACAAGUUCAAGGACUCACAGCAUUGACAGCAUCCGCGACUGUUACCUCUUCCCCAGAUCUCCUACAAGUACGAGUCCUCCAUCAAUCACCCCCAAAGGCUCCUCUACUCAAUGGCUUGGCAGUAGCCUCUCUGUUCUUGUGGUUGUAUCUCUCUCUAUCUCCCUGAUCACCAGGACUGAUCGUCUCUGAUAAACUAAAGUGUUGAAUGCUAAUAGAUGCGGUAAUGAAGUCAAUGGAACGCAGACCGUGGGGGAUAGAAGGACGCACAUUCAACCAAUCUGAUCUAACAAAAUAGAUAUUUGUUAAAUCGUAAUUUUUUUAUAUAUUGUAACAUGCCCAGAAUGUGGUUACUAAAGUCUGAUUUGGAUAUAUUUGUCUGUUUUCGCGGCAUAACAUUUAGAAAUAGUCCCUUUUCAGGUUUGGAAGAAGUGACUGCUAAAGGCUAACUCCCAUUCAUAUAGACUGGUAGCAUAGCUAGCAUAUAGAAAUCGAUGGUGGUAGUCAAAGUCGGUUUUAACUGUAAUGCAGUUUCUUGGUGAUGAUGACAUCAACAUGUAUUCGGGUUGACAUCCAUACCAGCAUUAUUCUCAGAUUUUUACCUCAACAUAGUGUGAAACACACAUAAACAAUAGCCUAAAUAUGGGCUAAUUUUGCUGGUGGCCAUUGAGGAGAUUCUGGAUCUUUCCCCCACGACAACUUUUACCCCAUGCGUUUCCAUGGCAUUUCCAUUGUUUUGGUCGCGUUCCAUUGACCUCUUGACUGCAUCUAUUGAAAAGGACAAACACACACACACACACACACACACACACACACACACACACACACACACACACACACACACACACACACACACACACACACACAAUUGCAUGUAUGUAAUAUCAGUGCAUGCAGACACAUAGAUAUUCAUCAAAUGUGACAAAGCGCUAACCCUGCCAAAUCCCUCUUAGCAUAAUGAUAUUCUCUUGAAAAAUGUAUUUCUUUGCAAUUCAUUUUUUUUGUAAAAAAAAAAGAUAAUGGUCAAUAGAUAAUAUUUGAUAAGACGUUUUAAACAAUAUGGUAUGCAUUUAGCAAAUAUUUUGGUAUCACAACAAUUGAGUGAGUGGUGUCCAGUUUUCAUAGAUGUAAUUGAAUUUUCCUCUUGUUUUGUUAUUGAAUAAAGAAACAAGUUGAGCAUU